Juglans regia (Persian walnut) is the source of this 2079-nucleotide messenger RNA. RefSeq names its product protochlorophyllide-dependent translocon component 52, chloroplastic. Gene Ontology annotation, molecular function: 2 iron, 2 sulfur cluster binding; chlorophyllide a oxygenase activity. The record is from RefSeq and is a predicted model, not a curated record. The transcript is spliced from 7 exons. NCBI's taxonomy places the organism in Eukaryota, Viridiplantae, Streptophyta, Magnoliopsida, Fagales, Juglandaceae. Bases 299 to 1924 code for a protein of 541 amino acids.
AUUAUUAUUAUUUUGGUCGGAGCUCUCUGUUGAUGCCGUUAAUUCGGUUUCAAAGCCACAAGCAGAGCCAUACACUCAGACCCCUUCCCAUUCACUCACACUGCUUUGCUUUAUCCCAUCUUAUGGGAUAAUCAACUUAGAUAGUACAUUCGAUUUCUAGUUUUUCACGCUUUCUUAGACCUCAACGGAUUCAGAGCCAGGCCACGAACUUACACUUGACUCUACCUCUCCAUACUUGUGAACAUUAGCAGCUCCAAAUUUCUUACCGUCUCCGGUUCGAGCUGUGAAACCAGUAGCCAUGGAAUCUAUGAAAGCUUCCUCUCUUACUUCACUUAGCAUUCGAACUGCAUUCGAUAGAACCCAAUUCAGAAAACCCAUGUUCCUGAAUUUUCAUUUCGGCCCAAUAACCCGUUCAUCGUUCCCUUUAGUUGGGACAAACCAACCUAAAUUCAAGGUUUUUACCACCAUAUCAUCCACGGAUUCAACAGAAACCAAAAACCCACCUGACUCAGAGCUUGAAACACGCAGUAAAGAUGAGAAAUUUGAUUGGUAUGCACAGUGGUAUCCAGUUAUGCCGGUCUGUGAUCUGGACAAGAGGGUGCCACAUGCGAAAAAAGUGAUGGGUCUUGAUGUGGUUGUGUGGUGGGAUAGGAAUGAGUGUGCUUGGAAAGUGUUUGAGGAUAGCUGCCCUCAUAGGUUAGCCCCACUAUCUGAAGGACGGAUUGAUCAGGGGGGCAGGUUGCAGUGUGUGUACCAUGGUUGGUGUUUUAAUGGCUCUGGUGACUGCAAGUUCAUCCCCCAAGCACCUCCUGAUGGCCCUCCGGUGCACACAUUCAAGAGAGCAUGUGUAGGGGUUUAUCCAAGUACUGUGCAGAAUGACAUUGUUUGGUUUUGGCCAAACACCGAUCCUCAAUACAAAGAUAUUAUUAUGGACAGAAAACCACCCUAUAUAUCAGAAAUAGAUGAUCCUUCUUACACUAAAUUGAUGGGAAAUAGGGAUAUUCCUUUUGGUUAUGAGGUAUUAAUGGAAAAUCUUAUGGACCCUGCUCAUGUUCCAUAUGCGCAUUAUGGAAUAAUGCGAUCUCAACAACCCAAAAACAGAGUGAAGGCUGAUAGAGAGGGGGGCAGACCUCUCGAAUUGAUUAUUGAAAGGUUAGACAUCAAUGGGUUUGGGGCAGAUCAAGAGGAGAGGAGCAGAAGCAAGUUUUUUCCCCCCUGUGUGUUUUAUGCUUAUACUGACUCUAUGGUGGAUCAAGCUAAUGGAUCUGCAUCAUCCGCUGGAACCAAAAAGAAAACUUCAGUGCAGCGGAAAUUUUCUUUAGUAUUUAUCUGUGUUCCAGUUAGUCCAGGUAAUAGCAGACUGAUAUGGACCUUCCCAAGAAACUUUGGCCUUUGGAUCGAUAAGGUUGUGCCACGAUGGAUGUUUCAUGUGGGACAAAACCUGAUUUUAGAUUCAGAUUUAUAUCUUCUUCACGUUGAGGAGCGGAAGAUAAUAGAUGCUGGUCCUACCAAUUGGCAGAAAGCUUGUUUUGUGCCAACAAAGUCAGAUGCCCUUGUGGUUGGAUUUAGAAAAUGGUUAAACAAGUAUGCUGGAGGUCAAGUUGAUUGGAGAGGCAAGUACAGUGGGGCUCUUCCCCCAACUCCUCCUAGAGAACAGCUGAUGGAUAGGUACUGGUCUCAUGUGGUGAACUGCCGCAGUUGCAGUGUUGCAUACAAGGGUCUCAAUGUUCUUGAAGUUGUCCUUCAAGUUGCCUCUGUUGCUUCAAUUGGGAUAGUUGCUGCUAUUAAGCAGGGUGCGAUGUCGGCAGCUGCAAGAACAACCAUCGUUUUGUUGGCAGUACUAUGCUAUGCAUCCUCGAGAUGGUUGGCUCACUUCAUCUACAAGAAUUUUCAUUACCAUGACUACAGUCAUGCUCUUCGUUGAGAUUAGUCUCGCUUACUUUUCGGGCUCAAAGUCUAAUCUUUGGCAGUGUAAAAUAUAGCAUCUGCCGUGUACAAUAAAGGUGAUGAAACUUGAAAACUAUGUGUAAAAUUUAAACUUGCAUAAACUUGGGAUUGUGUUGGAGGUUGGCCAUUUCA